Molecule: messenger RNA, 2648 nt
Organism: Triticum aestivum (bread wheat)
Lineage: Eukaryota; Viridiplantae; Streptophyta; Magnoliopsida; Poales; Poaceae
Product: homeobox-leucine zipper protein TF1
Exons: 12
Coding region: 162-2213 (683 amino acids)
Biological process (GO): regulation of DNA-templated transcription
Molecular function (GO): DNA binding; lipid binding; DNA-binding transcription factor activity, RNA polymerase II-specific
Source: RefSeq, a predicted model, not a curated record
AUAUGGAUGGCUAUAUAUAGGUGGCAAAGACAAGGGGAAACAACACAUCAGUGCUCUACAUUCGAGUGAAGUAGACACUAGAGAAAUUUAUAGGGUGUGGAUAGAUUCUGAUUUGGUCGAUAGAUCAACUUGGCGAGGGCGUCUGAUCUUUCGAGCCCAAGAUGACUGGCAAUCAUGGUGGGCGUAGGAGAAAGGCGCCGCAACAGGACCGUCCAGCACGCGACAAUGACUUGGACAUAUCACAAGGCAACUCCGAUGGACAAGAUGGCGCCGAGGGGUCACAGCCCAAGAGGCGCCUGCAGAGGCUCACCCCCCAGCAAACCCAAGUGCUUGAAGGGUUUUUCGGCAUAUGCGCGCACCCUGACGAGAAUCAAAGGAUGGGGAUGAGCGAGUCGACAGGUCUCACGAUGCAGCAAGUCAAGUUUUGGUUUCAGAACAAGAGGACACAUAUGAAGCAUGUGACUGGAAAAGAAGAGACCUACAGGAUGAAAGCGCAGAAUGAGAUGCUGAGGGAGGAGAACAAGAGGCUUGCAUCCGCAGCCAAGACUUCAUUUUGCCCCUCCUGCGUUGCUUUACCAGGACUGAGUCCCUCUGGGGAGGUGCAGAGGCUAAGGCAGGAAAACGAGCAACUGAAGCAACAGCUCUCACAGCUGCGUGCUGAAGCGCAUCCAAGUUCAAGCCGUCCUUUUCAACUUGACCCAUCCAUGGAGAAUAUCACUGGAAGAGAGAAUGACAUGGAUGCGAUUGCUGAACUCGCUCAAAGUGCAAUGCACGAGUUUGUCGUUCUGGCCGAAGCCGGCGGACCUCUGUGGAUGCCUGUCCCUGGUGGUUCCUUUGACGUGCUGAACAAGAUGGCUUAUGCUCAAACAUUUGGCGCAAGAAGCAGUGCAAAUGUGAUACUAGGAUUCAUGACCGAGGCUACUCGUGCUGAUGACAUGGUCAUGAUGGACGCCAAGCAGAUUGUGGACUACAUCAUGGAUUCUGAGUGCUACACAUCUUUCUGUCCUGGACUUCUGACCAGUGCAAAUACCACCAAGAUUUACAAGUGGCCUACCAGUGCAGGCUACAAUGGGGCUAUGCAUCUGGUGACCGUCGAGACGGUGUUCCCAUCACCACUGGUGCCAUCUAGGAAAUGCACAUUCGUGAGGUGCUGCAGGGAUAUGCAAAAUGGGACAGUGAUCAUCGUUGAUGUGUCUUUGGACAACGGUGACGGCACCGUCAAAUGCCACAAAAUGCCAUCAGGAGUGCUAGUUCGGAGCCUGAAUUCCGACGCCAGCCAGGUCACUGUCAUAGAGCAUGUCCAAGUGAAUGAUACUGGUCUUCACGAGCUCUACCGCCCAAGCUUGAGCGGACUGAUGUUCGGAGCUAGGCGCUGGGUGUCGAGCAUCGUGCGACAAAGCGCACGCAUGAGAGAUCUCUUCGUUGUCAGCAAAAGCGCCUCGAACGGCAACACAAAUGGGAGGAAGACCCUCAUGAAGAUAGCGGACGGCCUGCUCGCGGGCUACGCCAGCGGCAUUGCCGCCGUCCCUGGGGGCGGAUGGACCAUCCUGCGUGGCGCUGGCACGGAAGACGACAUCAGGAUCUCGUACAGGAGGAACAACGAUGACAGCAACACCGCCAUCGUGUCCGUGUGCGCGUCGUUCCAUCUGCCAGUGCCGCACAGGGUGACGUUUGAUCUGCUCAAGAACAACCUGUUGCGCCCAAAGUGGGAUGUGCUGGUGAACGGUAAUUCGGUGAGGGAGGAAGUCGCUGUAUGCAAAGGCGUAGGAGGAGGAAUUGAUGAUGUUGUCUCCAUACUGCAUCUCAAGGAUCCGCCCACCGGGGAGAACAGGGACAACAUCAUGAUCCUCCAGAACAGCAGCUACGAUGUGUCAGGCGCGUUCAUGGUCUACUGCCCAGUCAACAUCCAACUGAUGAAUGAGAUCAUGAGCCCCAGCGACACGGCGGAGAGCAACAAGGUGUCCCUCUACCCCACCGGCUUCUACCUCCUCCCCGUCGAGGACACUGCCCUUGGCCUCGGCGAGGGUGGAGCAACUCUUGUGACCGUGGGGUUCCAGAUUAUGCUCAAGCUCGCUCGUGGCACCGGCCUGUAUCCUAGGUCCGCGUCCACGGCCGUCGGUCUGAUGACAGAAAACAUUGCUACCAUCAAGAAGACUCUGACCAGCAGCCACCCCAUCUUCUAUAGGAGGCAGCCCCCCAACAAUUUCAUCUAGAAUGUACCCAGGGGCGGAAAGGGGAGAAGCGAUGCUGGUGCAAGUCUGUCAAACUGCAUUUCGAUCUCCUGGCGUUACUGCAAUAUACCCCCUCCGUUUCAUAAUAAGUGUCAUGGUUUUAGUUGAAAUUUGAACUAAAACCACGACACUUACUAUGGAACCGAGGGAGUAUAUUGUUAUAUUUACUUUACUACUUGCGACUUUCUAUUUACAAUAAAAGAACCUGUAAUAAUGGUUUAAGAACUAGACUUGUCUUUAUCGAGAAAAGACCCUGGCCUAUGUAUGGUCAGGUUUUCUUUACUCUCUGCAACUUUCAGCUUAUAUUAAAAACUUGUGUUGUAAUAAUGGUUCAACAACUAGACCUGUUGUUGUUGUUGUUGUUGCUGUUGUUGUUCUUGUUGUUGUUGUUAUAAAAACUUGUUUUAAUAAUAUGUU